AUGCUACGUCCCGCCACUCCGCUGUCCAUCAUCUUCCUGGUUGCCUUUGUGCUCCUGCUACUGAGCACGCUAUCAACACCCGUCAUCAAAGGCAUCCCGCUGGGCAGCUUCCAAGGAUACAACUUUGGUGUACUGGGAUACUGCAAAGGAGACACAUGUGAGGGGCCGCGGAUAGGGUACAGCACAGGUACAAAAGAUGGCCUCUUCAAUGGGACCAACACCGAAGCCGACUUCUCCCUUCCUUCCUCCACACGGAACAGCCUCUCUGCCAUCCUCGUCGUCCACCCGAUCGCCGCUCUGCUGUGCCUGAUAUGCCUGGGCCUAGGCAUUGCCGCACACUUUCACGGUCCAUCGCACUCUCCGCGCUAUCUUCUGGCCCUUCUCAUCCUCACCAUCCCGACUCUGCUCGUCACGCUCCUGGCUUUCCUCGUCGAUAUUCUGCUGUUCGUGCCUCAUAUGCAAUGGGGCGGCUGGAUCGUGCUGGUGGCUACCAUCCUCAUCAUUGCAUCCAGCAUAGUAACAUGCGCCAUGAGACGGACACUGGUCAGCCGGAAGGCAAGGAAGAAGCGUAUUGCAGAGAAUGCGGAUAUGAAUGGUCAGAACUACUACGAGAACCUGGCUCAGAACCGAAUGAUGGUCGACUCGCUUCCCAAGGCUGAUAGCCCUCCCCCCAUGAGUGGCAGCACGGCUGUCGAUAAGAACGGCAGCUCGAACUUUGCUACUGAUGAGAUGAAGAGGCAGGAAACUAUGAGCGAAGGCGGUGGAAGGAGGAGUCAGGACGAUAGUACGCCUCUGAACCCGACUCGCGACCCCAGCAUCAGGUCUGCGAGCACCAAUGGCGGACGGACACCCUACGCACAGGAUCCAAUGGCACCGCCAAUGCCAAUGGAUGGCAGACCGAGAUACGAGAACCAGAACGGCAUGCCCAGACGGCUGAGUAGAGACCAGUAUGGCAACCCGAUCCCACCAGGUGCUGAGGUGGGAGCAAUGGCAGCUGCAGGUUUAAGGCAUCAAGGAUCACAAGGCUCUCUUGGGUCAAACCCAUCGCAGCCAUCGAAUGGCUACCCCAGAGGCAGAGGCGGUUACGGACCUCCUCCACGUGGAUAUGGACCUCCGAGAGGCGCGAGAGGUGCAUAUGGACCACCGCGAGGCGGACGUGGAGGAUAUGGACCACCACCACCACCGGGCUUCUACCGCGGGCGAGGAGGACCACCGCCUGGCAUGAUGGGCCGUGGAGGUCCUCCACCAAUGAUGGGUCGAGGCGGACCACCUCCACCUGGUUACGGCUACGAUUACAGCUACGGACCACCACGAAGUGGACCUUCGCCUUCAUACGAGCAGCCUUCCCCGCCAAUGGCCAUGCCGAAUCACGAUCAGUUUGUAGCUGGACCAGUCAUGGUUGAUGGCAUCGGUCAAGCAAUUGAAAUGGACGAGCGACACGGUAGCCCGCAGCAAGGGAGCCCAGCACCACUGAAUCAUGCCUACGACAAUGGACAAUAUGGACUCAGAGACAGUGACGCAGACGUUGCAGGUAUGAUUGGCUUGCAGCAGGGACAAGAACAGCAUGAUGCAGCACCUCACACUCUAUCGCCACCUCCACAAGAUGGUGGAAGGCAGGGUGAUGUGCGAAGUCCAUCGAGCAUGUACUCUGACCAAACAUAUGUGCCGCCCCCAACUCAGUGGAGCGCAGUACCUUCUCCGCUCGACCAUGGUCAGCAUGAGAAUGGUUUGCUCUCGCGGAAUACGUUAGACACGAACAUCUCGAGCUCAUCAGGUGAUUACUCGUCUGGUCUGCCAUCGUCAAGAGUCCUACCACUGUCGCCAGUUCCAGCUUCUCCAACUGGUCGAUCAGCACGUGGCAGCCACAGUCCACGCCACAACCGUGCUGGUAGCGAAGCAUACUAUGAAGACGUCGAUCCUCGCUUUGCAGAGGAGCAGAACCCAUCAGCAUUUCAUGCGAUGAGUCCGGCGGAUGACAUGGCACCUCACAAUGCUGUGCGGGAUAGCGGGAUACCGAAUGCUCUCACACCGGGUCCUGGCCAAGCCGUACACUACCAAGGUAACCAACAUUUGAGUCCCGAGGCCUACGCCACGAACGCAGCUGAUCACGGCAUUAGCUCAUCGUCUGUAGAAGGACGACUUCCCUUGAAUGACUCAGCUGGUCAUCUGGAGCCUAUUCCGGAUGGUGCCAGAUCUCCUGGUGAAGGCAGUGAAGCUUCACACUUUACUUCUGUAAGUCAAAGAGGCAUCAAUCCAAACUGGAGACCUGGUCCUCCUGGUGGAUAUGCAGGCAGUAAUCUAGGACCAAAUGGCAGCUCAGCUUCUGCAGUCCAGAGGAGGAGAGAAGAUACCAUCCUCUCUGCCAAUCCUGACUUUUCGAUUCCUGGCGUGGGACUUGGCGGUAGAGGGGGAGGACGAGGACGAGGCAGAGGCGGCACAAAUGCACUUCCGCCUAGUGCGCUAGGAGGUGGAUUGACUCCUGCAGGACGCUACCCUACGGACAUCUAG
Fulvia fulva is the source of this 2508-nucleotide messenger RNA. RefSeq names its product pH-response regulator protein palI/prr-5. Gene Ontology annotation, cellular component: plasma membrane; growing cell tip; cell division site. The record is from RefSeq and is a predicted model, not a curated record. NCBI's taxonomy places the organism in Eukaryota, Fungi, Ascomycota, Dothideomycetes, Mycosphaerellales, Mycosphaerellaceae. The coding region runs from base 1 to 2508 and encodes 835 amino acids. The transcript has 3 exons.